AUUUUCAUUCAGUAGAUCAUAGCCAUCGUGACCGCCAGUCUGACUGAGUAUGUUCGACGACGAGUGCGGAAAAAUACGUACCAAAACCGCGUAGUAUAGCUUAGUGUAAUCCGGAGAAGAUGUGAGCUAACAAAAUCUUGCCAAAAAGAAAGGAUGCGAUGGAAUUUCAAUUAGACGUUAUUAUUAGCUCAAGGCAUAUACUCAUACGAACAAUUUGAAUUAGUAUUAUACGUACCUAGAUAUUAGCUAGAGAUCUGUUUUGAAAAGUGUCGUUAACGCAAAAGCCACAACAUGUUUAGCUGUCUUUGGCAAUUGUGGGAUUGGAUUGAUCCACCCACGUUCACUACAAUGGAAAGCAAGAAGCUUCAGCAACUGCAGCAGGCUAAUUCGCACUUGGCACCAAUCCCACAAACGAAGCCUACUGCAUUUCAGCAACAAAGCAACGAUUAUCGGCCUAACCGGUCACCAGUAUUCCAAAACCAGCCUCAGUAUCAAAGUUUCGCAUCAAAUUUUGCUCAGAUUAACUACCCGCACCAAAUAAGACCCCAACAAUCUCAACAACAUUUGCAACAACAGCAACAACAACAACAACAGCAACAACAUCUGAGCGCACACAGUAGUCCUAAAUCGAAUAACAACAGUUUGUACCUUAGCGAAUAUUCCAGUUCUAGCCAGGUCGGACAACCGCAACAUCAUCAUACCAUAGGAAGUCAUUACCAUUUCGAUCAAAUCUAUCAAACCAGUUCCCCUUCGAGUGCGAGUGGGGAGCGGGAACGAUUGUACCAAACGGCUCCGAGACCAACGCAGCAUACGCAUACGAGUCCUCAACCUCUGUCGAAGUUGGAACUUCAGUUUCAGCAACUUCAACGAGAAAAAAUUCAAGCACAAAUUAAAACUGCUACUGAAGCACUAGCACAUCAGCAACAGACGUUCGCCCUGAGGCAACAACUGAAUCCGCCAGUUCCCAACUAUCACCUUAAGCAAAACUUACUGCAAAAUCUAUCCCAGCAACAUCAGCAACAGAUUCAACAACAGCAACUGCAGCAACAUCAAAACCGUAAUGCACCACCAUCAAGCUUAAACCUGACUAGCCAUUUCCAACCGGCCCAAGGUCCCAUGAAGCUCAUCAACCAAAACAUCCACGACUACGGAGCUACGGCUACAAACCAGCAUCCAAUGAAUGAAACCUUCUAUCAGACCACCCAACAGAAGCAUGUUCACCCGAAAACACCGAACAACCUACAAUCGCCAGCGUCCAACCAGAUUAUCAUACAGCAAAACAAUCCUGGUCAGGUGGUGAAUCAGGCCUGUCAGACGCAAAUCAGUGGAUUGAAAAGUCAACCUCAGAAUCAAAAAUCUCCCAACUCGGAUUCACUAUCAUCACCUUCGCACGAUGGAUUGGAACGACGGAAAAGUGGACCGGUUCAUACGCUCAAGUCUCCAGUAACGAAGCGACCUACGAAUGCGCCUGUUACCAUGUCCGGUUGGUUGUACAAACAAGGUUCCGACGGUCUCAAAGUAUGGCGCAGACGAUGGUUCGUGCUGUCCGAGUAUAUCCUCUACUAUUACAAAAGCCAAGAGGAGGAGAAACUUCUGGGUACGGUUCUACUGCCGUCGUAUAAAAUAUCGGCGUGUUUUCCGGAGGACAAAGUGUAUCGAAAGUUUGCCUUCAAGUGUGAGCACACGAACAUGCGUACAUUUGUAUUCGCGGCAGAAACAGCCGAAUCGAUGACGGCCUGGGUCCGAUCGCUUACCUUGGCGACUAUGAUGCAGGGAAGUAGCGAAUCGGAGGGAAGUCCACCGUCUAACAAUGCCCGUAGUGGAGAUAACAGUGACUCGGGUAUACAAACGUACCAAUCGCAAGUUUGCAAAUCAGGAAUCGUUCAGGCCCCCGUCACACCCAUAUCUGACAAUGGAGGUGGAUCUCAACCACUGUAUGCCAAUGCUCCACCGAAACCCCGACGCGUCAAUGACGGUGGCUAUUCGUCGCCUAGCCCGGAACAUAUACCAGAACGCUACGAGCAAGAUCAUCAACAAAUUUACGGAACUCGUGACAUCAAUCAAACAAAGACACCUGAUGCGGCCAGCAAUCCAAAUCUUAUGCAGUGCCAAUCACCUAUGAUUAAACGAGGGUACAUCGAACAGCCACCUUAUGAUCCCAACUAUAAUGAUGCAAUCUACGGCAAUGCAAGACGAAUAGAGCGAGAUUUGUACAUUCAAAAGUUAAUACAGCAACAGCAGCAACAACAACAAAAACUACAUCAAUUACAGCAACAGCAGCAACAAAAACAACUGCAGCAGCUUGCAAUGCAACAAAGUCCCCAACACCAACAGCAGCAACGGCUCACUAACCCAUUCAUGCAUCCGAAUGCCGAUAGACGAACACCCGAUACUUAUGGGCCACCACGAACUGCUAUGGAGAAAAAUAUGUCCGACUAUGAAGACAUCUAUAAUUUGGCAGUGCUUUCCAAAUCUCUCCCUCCCAACAUGCCAGAAGAAGUAACGGGAUCUGCCGGAUACCAGCGUCCAAUGAGUCCGUUGCGUUACGACAACAACAAUCAGCAGAACCCGACGAUGCCCAUGCGAUAUACACCCAACCAUCUCGAGAAUUCGCCCGCACACCAGCAGCAACAGCAGCAGCAUGUGCAGAUGCGCAGCCGACCGGUUCAAGCCACAAUUCCACGGCCGCAUUCUGCCGAUUUUCUCGACUACGAAGCCCGGCACCCGAUCAAAGCGAAGCUCAAAGAGGAACCCACGCGAGCACCUCGACCUAAAUCUAGUCUGGACAUCAAUCGUACACCGGAUAACUACUACUAUUCGGAAGCGAGCUACGCAGAAAAAAUGCGAAUGCAAAGUGCAUCCUAUCUACAACGAUCGAAACUGGCAGGGCUGUCUGGAAAACCGCGCGGAGACGAUUUUCAAGCUACCAAUAAUUCUGGCACAGUCCCUCGGGAUGGAUACUACCAUGGUCGAUCGGAUUAUGGCGAUGAACUACAACAACAACAAGGUUCCGCCAGUGUACCCCGAGUACAGCGCAUAACGAUGAACCAACUGAAAAAGUAUCCAUCUCAGCAAGAACAAUUUCUGCGAUCGGCAAGUGCGCGUCUUCCUCGCAAAGAAGAAGAUCAAUCGAUCCGGGAUGGCGAGCGAAAACGAGAAGAAUCGAUGAAGCGAUUGCUGGAAUGGAAGCAGAGAAUGCUUCAAUCUCCAUUGACUCGCAAAAUUUCACAACAACAGCAGCAGCAAAUGUGUGCUAUUGGAUCUCCCAGUUCCACUGGUAAUCCGUUUCUAGCGAAACCGAUUCAAAUCGGAAUGGAACCAGAUGCGUUCAUCGAGCAAAACAAGCACCUGCAAUCUCAGACGGGAACCGAUAGCAAAGCAAACUUGGAGUACAACAGCUACUCAUCGGACGAUGAAGCUUCUAUUUCAGUUCGCAACGUUAAAAAUAUCAACCAAAUGUCGCUAACAGUGAAACCGGAUCCAUCUGACUAUCGAGUGGACCCGACGAUGCACACAUACUACGAUCCAUCACAAACCGAGUAUUACUAUCAGGAACAGGAGCGAUACCUUCGGCCAGAUAUCAGCUUCGAGUCGACACAUGAUUUGUACACGCAGGCGCAACUGCAGCGGACACAGGAAAUGAACCUUCAACAGCAUUACCAAUUAAAGGAUAUCGAUCGUAGUUUGGCAGCUAUGAGUCAAGAAUCACCCGAGGAGAAAUGGACUGGCAACAAUCCAAAUAUGUACUGUGAGCGAGGACCACAGAUUCCCAGUCAUCAGAGGGCAGAACUAAGAACGUUGGAAAUGUCCGCUGGGGACUUACUGAACCGUACUCACGAAGAACUAGUCUUGCUGUUGAUACAAUUACGACGACAAAACAGCAAUACGGCACGCUCAAUCGAGCAAUGUUGCACAAAUAUACACGAUAUUCAGAAUUCUAUACGUAUAUCUGAUGGACCGACUCGAGCGGAAAAUCUUGCACGCUUGGAGGUGCUGAAGAAGCAAUUGACAGAACUGGAGAAACAGUACGAGAAGGAAAAACCUCUUAUAAAUUUGGUCGAUAACAUGGUAAAACUGGGCACACUGUACCGUGGUGCUCCCGGUAAGAAGAGGACGAAUUCGUCCGAAUCUGCUACACUUGAUCGCUUAGAGUUCAAUCAACGGGUUCAGGAGAGACGUUUACUGCAGGAAGAACAACGACAAUGGGAUCGACUUAGUCCAAAUCAUGUUGAGCUGCAGUCGAAGGUGCAGCAGUUAUAUCAGAUCGAUCAAUUGCUCCAGGAGGAAUCCGGUACGUUGCAAAGUCUGCAACGCAACAAAGAAGACAUCGAACGUGCUCUCGUGGGUUUGAAAGCCAGGAUAAUGAAAGCAGAUGCACCCCCGGUAGCGAUUGAAGCCGCUCGACAGCAGCAGCAUACUCUGGAACGUGAACUUUCGCGUGUUCAUCUGCUGCUGGCAGAGAACUCAAAGAAAUUGGAGAAAACGGUCGGUGACAAUGCGCGGUUGGAGCAAGAGUUGCUUGUACUGCGUCAAAAGCUUCAAGCAUCCCGUGCGACCCGUGGUUCCCAGGGAACCCUAACAUCGGGACAAGAUGGACAAUAUGUUGGCACGGCAACGGCAGUUUUAGAAUCUGAAUUACGUCGUGUUCAGAGACUAGUCGGAGAUAUGCAACGCCAACGACAGGAGCUUAGUCAAGCGGUACGGCAACUUACGGACAAUUCCGAUACGCUGAGCAGCCAGAUCAACAAGAAUGGUGAAAAUCGAUCUCAAAUUAAAAAGCGACAGCAUCGGACUUCCUGGAUAGAAACGGAUCUGGAUUCGUUAGUGAGUAAAGAUCAUGGCAAAAAUGAAAGCAGUUCAUCAUUGAAUCUGUCGGAUAAGCAGAGUUCUAUCGGUAGUAGACAUGAGCACGAUCGCUCCGAGAGUUUCGAGUCUUACAGUAUAGACAGUGAUGAUCUCUUGGAAGAUCCUACAGCCGGUCCAUUAGGAUUGCAGGAUAGACAAGAGAUUAAAACUGUUAGGAUUGUGAAACGCGAAUCGGAACGAAGACACCGCGAUCGCGAUAAAGACAAAAGUAACGUUUCGACACAUAGUCUAGAUCAAGUCCUCGAAGAAGAAGCCCAGAUAUUCGAGGAUUAUACGAACUACCAUAGAUCCCGAUCAUUGCCCAGGGGAUACGAAACACACGAAGCUUUUGCUCAGAACCAGGAUAUUCAAACGUAUUCAAAUAACCUCAAGGAUUACUACAGCAUGACUGCGAAUAGUAAUAAUAGUUAUCCGGUGUCAAUGAUUGAUCGGAAGGCAGAUCUUUAUUCCGGUUGUGACCGUCAAGUUAAAACACCAGCAAGCGAAUCGAACAACUUUUCAGUAGGCGGACUGCGGAAUAAGACCGAAUCCGUACAGAGUUUGACCAUUCCAGAACAGAGUCCCGUGUUCCAGAGUGAAGCGGCUAAACAAAUAAUUCAUGAAAUGGCCGGCAAUGGAAAGGACAAUCAGAAACAGACCAGUGCCGGCAGCGUCUCAAACAACGAACGACAACGGCAAAAGGCAGAACAUCUGGCCCAACAGAAUAAACAUCGCCGAUCUGUUCCUAAAGAAAAACGUCGUCAUCACACUGCACCUCACCACGUCACGGCGAAGCAGAUCGAGAUCAUGCAGAGCGAGAAUGAUAUGAACAAAAAUAACAUCAACUGGCGUGCUCGAGAUGAUGUUGACUUAGAGGUAACAUUGCGGCCCCGAUCGAAUGCUCCGGACGUCGUACGAUCAGCGAUCGGUCCACGAGAGAAAAUUUCGGAACACACAAUCGAUAAACUGCUGGCGGCUCCGAGUAAAAUUCUGAUUCCCGAGCGGUACGUUCCCGAGCAAACCCCCGAGCUGUCACCGGAGGAGAAACAACGUCGCCAGGAGAAAGUGGAAGCCAUCAAGAAAAUGCUUUCCGAAACUCCCAUUGCCGGAAAUGAUACUUCUCCGAAUCAACCAGCGAACGCCGAGAAGAGACAGCGAGAACAUCUGCUUCAACUCAACCAAAUCCUAGCCCAGCAGGUCAUGCAGAUGAGCAAAAUAGUGGCCGACGAUAAAUCAAAGGAUCAUAACACAGAAAAUUCGAUGGCAGUGCUGCCCUCCAGCAUCAACAAACUGAAGAAGACCCGCGGUAUGUUCAAAAGUAGCGGCCGUAAGCCGAGUGGCUCAAAUGAUGACGAUGGCGAGGGAACCAAUUAUCGCAGUGACAUGGAAGACGACGACGACGACGAAACCGAAUCUCCGCCUGAACCACUGCCGCUAUAUCAGCAACGUGAAAACUAUUUCACAUAAACAAUCAGGAUUUCAAGGCUCUUAUUGCUUCCAAACGUACAAUUUAUCUCAUAAAUUAGAUGCUCCUUAGUCUGAGGAUACCAUAGAGAAAAUGGAACAAUUGAAUUGAUUUUUCCGUCCAUCAUCGGUUGGUAAUGCCGCUAAAAAUACACUGAGAGAAUAUGCAUUUCCCGCUACUGAAUUGUUAGGCUUCACCCAACCGAGAGAAUUACUUGAAACAUUUGAUUACCGAUAAACAAAUUCAUACUCACGCAUAUCAAACGCUACCAAAUGAAGCAAAUAUUUAGUUGUUGUUUUAAAAAAAAAAUAUUGCCAAAAUACGCUCAUUGUUUUUUUUCGGUACUAUGAUUCCGGUUCAUUGAACAGGAAGCAUAUUUUUACUGCGAAAAGUACAAGCUGUAUUUCUAAGUUAACCAAGAACCAGUGCAAAACAAAUGCGAAGCAGUUAAUUUUAACCUAAUGAAAAUAAGCAACAAAUAACAAAAUUGCAAUUACUUAGCAUGCGAAGAAACGGUUCAAUCGCAACUAUUGGAGUAAGAUGGUGUGCAACCAUGAUUACUAAGGGGCGUCAAUUAUCGUAUUCAUCUGAAUGGUGGGAAUCGAACCAGCACCCAAAUACACUUCUAUGGAAUUACAUACUAACCCUAGCUAACUUGUCUUAAAAAUAUAUAGGAUAAAGAUGGUAAGAUUGAAUUUAAAUACCAAUAACAUAAUCAAUUAUAACGGUAAAUGGACUUUGAAUGUUUGCAAAUGUUUCAAUCUGUUAAGACACUGAGUAAAAACAAAUAUCAGAAUAAUACAUUCUUCUUGUAUGCUCAGUGAAGAACAAACAAUUAUGCGUAAUUGUCAAUUGAAAGCAAUUAAAAUCACUGGAUAAAACAUUAAAAAAAAAACAAACAUUUGCUCAAUUCGAACGGUACGGAAAGUUAAGUCAGUAUCAAACAUGUUAAGAUCUAAUCGCAUUUAUCUCCAAUGAUAUAUAAUCGACUACUCCUUCAAUCGAGUUUUGCAGCCGACAGUAUUACGUUUAGGAUGGUAAUUUUGAGGAAUUACUUGCUACCACAAAAAAAACAGCUAUUCCCAAACAUCACCGCUCACAUGAUUACAGGAUAUCACUAAGGAAAUGUGGCGUUGAACUGUUAGACAAUGACAAAGACAAACAAAACAGGGCCUACGAACUUCUUAGCAUCCGAAGAGCAUUUUGCUAGCUCUGCGAUUCGUAAAUUAUUAUCGUACUAAAUAUUGCAUUUACAGGAAUUUUAAUUUUUCUACAAAAAUUUUAUAGCGAACUAUACAUGAGAAGUAAAUUAGUUUUCGGUAGCGAAAUUAGAAUAUCAAAACCUGCAUUGGUAGCAUCUCUAGAUCAUCAUUAUUACCAGAUACGGAACUGGUUUCUAGCGCUGUCACAUUGCAAAAGACAUAGAUUGAAAUCCACGCAUAUCACGUAUCGUCAAAUCCCUGCGGAGCUAACUGUUUAGAUUUGUCCCCUAUUUCUGUAAGUGAUCAUUUUUUAAUUUGUUAAUAUUUUUUUUUGAUUAGCCAUAUGUGAGAAAAUCUCGAAAUUGAGCUCGCUGAAGAUAAGUUACGCUUCUAGCACAAAAAAAAACAGUGAAUAUCGAGAAAUGAGCGAAUUGCACUGAAGAGGAAAACAAAAGCAACAACGUUAAUUGUAUUCGCAGAAUUUUCCCUGCGAACAGUUCAAGGAAGGGAUAAACGAUUUGCCAUACUACUAUGAUGUAUUGAAACUGAAGUAAACUCGUACAAGAGAAUUAUUUUUUAACAAUUGUUCUAGGUGCUAUAAUUUGAGUCUUAUUUUUAUUCGUUUUCGUUUUUUAAUUGUAAUCAGUCGGAGCGUUUGCAGAAUAGAAAAUACACACACAAACAAAAAAAAUCAUUCCGUGUAUCGUUAUACGGAUUUUGUCGUUGAAUAAUGUUAAUGAAAAAUAAUAUAUAAACUACAAUUAAAAAAAAAGCUGUACUGUUAAGCAAAGUAAGCAUUAUGCAGAGAAUGAAGUUAUUGUAAAAUAAAGUAAAAAGCAAAGAUGACAAGCCUCGUUUAGUAUAAUUUAUACGCCACCAAAUAUAAUACGAGCUGCUUAAAUUGUUCAUAAUUAAUGGCUAAAUAAAACAGUAAAAAAUGAAA
Molecule: messenger RNA, 8455 nt
Organism: Malaya genurostris
Lineage: Eukaryota; Metazoa; Arthropoda; Insecta; Diptera; Culicidae
Gene: kmr
Product: trichohyalin
Exons: 14
Coding region: 292-6312 (2006 amino acids)
Source: RefSeq, a predicted model, not a curated record